Messenger RNA from Protopolystoma xenopodis, 897 nucleotides. Lineage: Eukaryota; Metazoa; Platyhelminthes; Monogenea; Polystomatidea; Polystomatidae. The record is from the annotation of a GenBank genome assembly.
AUGGAUGAUUCUAACGAUGACAUUCUAAAAAAAGAGGACUUCGUAGGGGGCUUUAAUACACAUGAUACUCAGACUAAUGAGGAUCAGAGCGCUGAUAUUGAUUUUGUUUACAAUGAUACAGAUGAAUAUGGCAUUGAGAUUGCUGAGUUAUAUUGCUACACAGAAGAACCUGAAUUCUUUUUGAAUAAGAAUUGCUUUCAGCAAGAAUUUUCAAAAUACGCUCCAACUAAGUGGAUAGAAUCCGAAGAAAGCACUAGACAGGCACAUGUCAUCCGCCUUCUUGACCAACUGGAAUCUAGCAGUUAUAGUGUCCGAAGAAACGCUUCUCGAGGUCUUUUGUACCUCCUUCAGGGAGUUUUUUGUGAAUGUGAGCUGGAGGAAGAUCAGAUUACAUGGGCUCGUCACAAUGUUUAUUUAUGCAUUGAAUGCGGCAUACUUCAAUCUGCUAUCAGCCUUUUACUUGUUGCGAUAAAUUACGAUGACUGGACUUCUAACAAUGGUUCUAAUGUGAAUGAUGUAAGCUCUGCUUCCGCAGCUGGUGGCGCAGCCGCACAAGAAGGCGAUGGGGAUUUGAGUUGUGUAAGCACAACAACAGCUGAUUAUUCUCCUGCAAAAAAAACACCUACAACCAAUAUCAAGGACACCAUUGAUCUGCGCAUAAUCAUUUCAAUUCUCUACAUUCUUGUCGAGACGGUGCGUGAUGGUGUGGCUAACCAACAGUCCCUUGCACCUAGCACCACUUCGGACCCUCAUCACUAUCAUCAGCAGAAUCUUGUUUCAUAUGAACCUACUACAUCUGGGCCGGGCUCUAAUGGUUUGUCUGGACCACAAAUCUUCACUUUGGCUAAUAAAGAAGCCAGGUUACGAGAUCAAUUUAUUGAAGAGCUAGGUAAAUGA